Molecule: messenger RNA, 6786 nt
Organism: Closterium sp. NIES-65
Lineage: Eukaryota; Viridiplantae; Streptophyta; Zygnematophyceae; Desmidiales; Closteriaceae
Source: the annotation of a GenBank genome assembly
AUGCUGCUGGUUGCGGGAAGAGGGAUGGAAGCGGGGUUUCGCGAGAAGGGCGCACAAAGAAGGGACGGGGAACAGGGGGGUGUGGCGGAGCAGGGUAGCGGAAGAUGGGGGAAAGGGGGCAUUGAGGCAAGGCUUGGGGAGUGGGGCGGAGGGGAGGGGGAAGAGGCGGUGGAGGAUGAAGAGGAGGAAGAGGAGGAGGAGACGGAGGAUAAGGAGGGAAUUUCACGGGAGGAAGAGGAGGAGAGCGAGAGAGGAGAAGUGAGGAGGAAGGGUGAGGAGGGGAGUGUGUGGAAUGAGAUUAUGAGCAAACUGGAAGAGGGGAAGGGCAAGGGUGGCCGGGGAAGGGAGAAACGAUUCAGGCGAAAACGCAGAGGAGCGGACAGAGGUGGUUUGAGUGGCAUGGGUAAGGUGGGUGGGACAAGAGAAGCAGGUUUGGAUAAUAUCGCGGAGGAGAUAGGAAUGGGGCGUGGCGGUGGGGAGGAUUUGGGAGUGAGGGAUGGGGGAGAGGGAAGUGGGGGGGCUGGGGGUGGCGAUGGGCUGGGCGAAGGAACAGGAGCAGCUGAUGGGGAAGCCACAGCUGAUAGUGUAGAGAGCGGUGCUGCAGGCAGAGGGAGCGGUGAAAAUGGGUUGAAAGGCAGCAAGGGUGGUUUAAAAGGUGGUGAGGGUGGGGUAGAAAGGGGGGAGAGGUCCGGUGCAGGGGGCGAGGAGCAGCACAAGAUAGACGAGCUGCUGAAAGGCCUGGAGCAGCACCUGGGGGCCGCUGGGCGCAGGGGAGGCGGCGAGGGCGGGGAGGGUGGGGAGGGUGGGGAGCGGGUGGGUGGCAGUGAUGUGAAUGCGGGCGAUGGGGGCCAGACAGAGGAGGCGGAGCAGGGAGAAAGAAGCGAGGGGGCGGGUGGCGGAGCAGCGCAGGGGUCUGAUGGGGAGGCGGACAGGGAGCAGAGCAAGGGCGGCACGGCAGCUGGGCUGGACGGUGCAGUGGAUGCUGGUGGGGACGGGCGGAGAAGUGAGAGCGGUGCUGCUGACAGUGAGGGGCUGGAGGGUGCGGGGCUGGGGAAGGUAGGGGCGGGAGGAGUGGGAGCAAGAGGAGCAGAAGGGUCAAGUGGGGAAGAGGUUAAUGAGGGGACUGGACAAGGGAGCAAGGAUGACUCUGAAGAGGAGGAAGGGAAGGAGGGAGGUGCGGAAGGCAGUGUGGGUGGAUCUGGUGGUGGUGAGGGUGGCGCUUCAUCAGGGGAUUCUACUGGGAAUGAUGCUGGUGAGAGUGAUAAUAGUGAUGGUGGAAAAACUGCUGCUGAUAGCAGUCCGAGCGACACCAGGUUGAGUGUGAAACGUGAACGGCCGGAAGUAGGUGGUGGUGCAGGUGAAAGCAUGAGAAGCGUGGUGGAGUCAGCAGGCAGUGAGGGGGGGAAGGUGGUGGGUGGCGAGGUUCCAAGCAGGGGCGGCAGUGAGAGUGGGCCUGAUGAGCUGGGAGGAGAGGAUGGGGAGGGAACGGAGGGGAAAGCGGACACUAGUGGUGAUGCCGUGCAAGUUGGUGAUGUGCAGGUGGUUGAACAGGGUGUGGUGAUGGAUGGGAAUGGGGAUGGUGCGAGGAGUGACAGAGAGUGCACUGGCAGAGGGGCAGGCAGUGGAGUGAGUGAAGAGUCAGUCAGCAAAACAGGCAACCAUGCUGGUAAUGGUGCUUCGGCCACUGAUGCUCUAGCGGAUGCAGAGGUAGAGGAAGAAGAGGCAGUAGCGGCCCUUGAGACGGAGGCGCAAGGCGCGCGGAAGAAGGGCGGAGGGGAGAAGGUUCCCGCGCUGGUGAAGCGGGGUGGGCGCGCAGCGGUUGUGGUGGGUGGCGGAGCAAUGGCGGCGGCCGCGGCGGGUUCCUCGCUGCUAGAGUACCAGGUGCCGCCCGUUUUCCCACCUCCAGCGGGCGGACGCCGCCUUUUCCCCGCCCUCUCCCAUAGUAUCUCCCACCUAUUGCUCGCGCGCGUCUGCCGAUCCCGCGCCCGACAUGUGCAAGCGGUGCUGAAGGACGCCCACGUGGACCUCGCAGCAGCAAGGCAGAGAGGGAAGGGCGUGGUGGCGGCUGUGGAUGGCGCGGUGGAGAAACUAAGAGAAACACUAAGAGCCAUGCCGGAGGGAGAGCAGGUGACAGCAGACGCGGCUCUGCCAUACGUGGAGGCGCUGGUGGGGGCGGAGGGCGUGAGGAGCCUCGCCUUCACCUUCCACCGCCCCUCGCACGUCCAUGCCAUCGGCAGCUUCGCCCACCACUCCGCCUCCCACCCUGCAUCGCAUGCGCAUGAGGGUGGUGAUGGGGGUGAUGGGGGAGAGGGCGGAAAGGGCGGAGAGGGCGGAGAGGGCGGAAAGGGCGGAGAGGGCGGGGCAGCAGGUGUGGGGAGUGUGACGAGGCCGUGCACGCAUGUGGACGUGGCUGUCGAGAUGCCUCAGGCGUGCUUCCGGGAAAAGGACGUGUUGAACCACCGCUACUUCGCCCGCCGGGCGCUGUAUCUCGCCACGCUGGCACGCCACCUGGCGGCGUGUGAUUGGGUGGCGGCGGUGGAGUGGAGCACUUUGAGGGAUGACGUGUGCAAACCCAUCCUCCUUAUCAUCCCCCGUGAGCAACCGCAUUGUCAUCCCUUGCCAUGGCGUGCCGUGGUGUGCUCUGUUGUCCCUCUGCGGUCCCUCUUCCAACCCUCUACUCAUCUUCCCCAUCCCCCAAUCACCCUCCCCUCAUCCCCUUCCCAAACACCUUCCCCCCCUCUCCUUCCCUUCCCCCUCACAGGGGCGUGCAAGAGCUGGCCGCUGCGUCUGCUGCCGUGCCUGUCGCCCGCCACCUUCCCCGCCCGCAAGCUCGCCCCCUCACGCAACAACGUGCGCCAAGCCGCCUCUGCAGGUGGGUCUGCCAAGCCACGUCUGCACUGCAGGUGGGUGUGCCAAGCCACGUCUGCACUACAGGUGGGUCUGCCAAGCCACGUCUGCACUGCAGGUGGGUCUGCCAAGCCACGUCCGCACUGCAGGUGGGCUCGUGGUCCCCCCCAGUCCGGCCUUCCUCCCUGCCGCAUGCUCACGUGUUCACGUGUGGGCUUGCUAAGCCGAGGCGAGCUGAUGGCAACACCACGCUACAACAUGGGUGUGCUGGAGGAUGGCACUCACACGGCCGCCCAUCACCUCGUCUCACAUGCCAUCAACCUCGUGCCCGCCCUGCCCCAUGCUCUCGUGCUGCUCAAGGUCUGGGCUCGCCAGCGGUACGGCACCAAGCGCCACAUGGCACCUGCUGAUUGGCUGAACGGUUUCCAGCUGUCUCUGCUGGCAGCACACCUGGCGUCGCCCCACAACCCCCACCGCCGCGUCAUGCCUGCCAUGUCAGCAUUCCAGAUCUUCCGAUGUGUCAUUGAUGCCAUGGGCAACGCGGAUCUCCUCCAGCAGCCCAUCCUCCUCGUCGCCCCUGAUGGCUCCCCCAACGUGCUCCAGGCCAAUGCUCAGGCGCGCAGGGACAUGCAGAGAGCGUUCGACUGGCUGCUCUGCGACCCAUCGGGGACCGUCAACUUCGCCUCCCGAGUCUCCAAGUCCGCCCUGCACCAGAUUCGUCUGGAUGCGCAGCACACGUACAAUGUGAUCAAGUCAGGGGGGGCGCCCGUGGUGUGUCUGCCGGGACAGGGAGUGCUGCUCGCAUUUAUGCAGCCCUGCAGCCUGGCCGACAGAUUCGAUUUGAUCACCACUGUGCACGACACACCUCCUGCCACGCCCAAGGCGGCGCUGCUGCUGGACGAGCCCCCCCACCGGCGCAGGGAGGGGGCAGCAGCAGGUGUGGUGGCGAGGGGCAUGGGGGAGAGGGCCACGGCUGUGCGGGUGCACCCCAGGGAGGUGCCUUCUGGCUGGCGCCUUGAGCAGGGCCUGCCAGCGGUGGGCGGCGCGUCGGUGCUGAUCGGAGUGUCGCUGGCGUCGCCUGACACGGCUCUGCGCCUCGUGGACAAGGGGCCCAGCGCGGACAACAAGGCCGAGGCGCUCAAGUUCCGUGCUUUCUGGGGCCCCAAGGCAGAGCUGAGGCGCUGGAAGGACGGCACCAUCACCGAGGCUGUGGCAUGGGAAGCCCCCUCCACGGAGCGCCACCUCAUCCCCUCACGCCUCAUCUCGUUUGUCCUGCAGCGCCACCUGGGGGUGGACGAGGGCGCUGUGAGGGUGGCUGCAGGGCAGCUGGACUUUGCUCUGCAGGUGGCAGGCAAGGACCCAGCAUCAUCCGCCCCGGCACUCAGCGCAGCCUUUGAGCGUGUGGCCUCGCUGCUGCGCCAGCUGCCCUCCCUGCCGCUCUCCGUCGUCGCCCUGCACUCCCUCUCCCCCGCAACAAGGGGAGCAGCGGCCUUCCCCCCAUCACCCUGCCCGCCUCCCUCUGCAGGGGGCGCAGCAGAGGAAGAGGGCGUGUGGCGGCGCUGUGUGGAUCCGGUUCCCGUGGCCGUGCAGCUCGAGGCGUCCAGCAAGUGGCCCGAUGAUCCCGAGGCGCUGCGCCUCACGCGCCACGCGUUCUGCCUGCAGAUGGCCAGCAGCCUGCAGGAGGCACACGGGGUGGCAGUGGAAGCAGCGCAGGGCGCCGUGGAUGUGAUGAUUGAUGGCAUUGCCUUCCGCCUCGUGCUGCUCCAUGACUAUGGUGAGAUGCAUGACUAUGACACUACGGUGCACCGUGGUGCUCAUAGAGGUGCUGCUUAUAAAGGGGGUGCUGGUACAGGUGCUGCUGCUGAUGACGAUCACAAUCGGUCCCACUCCUCGCUUUCAAACGGGCUAGCCAAGCGGUGGGUGGCAAGCCAAGCGGUGGGUGGCAAGCCAAGCGGUGGGUGGCAAGCCAAGCGGUGGGUGGCAAGCCAAGCGGUGGGUGGCAAGCCAAGCGGUGGGUGGCAAGCCAAGCGGCUUGCCAAGCGGUGGGUGGCAGCUCAUCUCUUCUCAUCGCACCUCAAAGAAGAGGCGGUGGAGCUGCUGCUGGCUCACACCCUCACCGCGCCCAACCCCCUGCUGCUGCCCGCCCCCAAGUCGCGACUCGCUGGCCUCCUCAGGUUCUUCCGCCUCGUGGCGUCGUACGAUUGGCUGUCGCAGCCGCUCAUAGUGGACGUGAACAGUGCUUUCUCUCCUGAAGACGUGCAGCAGAUUCAGCUGGGGGUGAAUCGCUCUACCCUCUUCUUCUUCUCCUCAUUCUCCUCCCGUUCCUUCCUCCUUUGCCCCUUCCCUUCCCCUGCCACGCCCGUUUUGACGCGCGCCUACGGCCCCACACAUAUACCCUGGGAAGCGUGGCAUGAAUCGUCUCUUUAUCUUCCAUCUCUACCCCACCAACCACCCCUCCCCGCCAGGCUCGCUCGCUUUGACGAGCGCCUGCCACCCCACAAGGACACGCUGGGCAGCUCAGCACGCAGCGUGGCGAAGCGAUUGAAGCAGAGCGCGGCGGAGGGAGGGAAGGACGGCGAGGGGGAGAAGGAGCGGCGCCCCGCCAUGUGCAUCUCCACGCCGUACGAUCGCGACGGCGCCAUGUGGACGCAUCUCGGACCGUCCGUUGAGGCUCUGGAGCGUCUGUGUGCCUUUGCCGAAAGUGCAGCGCAAGUGCUGGCACAGCUGAUCACAGGGGAGGGGGAGGAAGGGGGAGGUGGGGAGGAGGGAGGAAGAAAGGGAGGGGGCAAGGGGAAGGAGAGAGGCAAUGAAAAGCACAGGGCGGUGCAGUGGAAGUCGCUCUUCCUCUCACCGCUCUCCACCACAUUCGACCUCAUCAUUCACCUGGACCCUGCGUCCCUCCCCCACCACCACCGCGUCCUCUUCCCGGCCCCCAAGGCUCUCAGCACCACCAAGGGCUGGUUGCAAGUACCCUCGUCCCUCUCUCCAACAGAUCCCACCUCCUCCUCAUCCUCCUCCCCCUCAACCGCCCUCCCUCCGUCUCUCCACCGCCUCGCCUCUGCCGGCCCUCCGCUGCUCAUUGGCUUCAAUCCGACGGCUCUGCUGCUCACACACCUGCAGGAACGGUUUGGCUCGGUGCUCACCUUCUGGUAUGACGGCCUCUGUGGGAGCGAGGUGAUAGGUGCUACAUGGCGCAUUCCCAUUGGUGCAUCUGCUGACGGCGGUGCUGCUGCCCCCUGCCUGCCCCGCCGGGCCCAGCAAGCCCACCUGCUGCCGUGCUCCCACCAGUCUGAGCGAGAGGCGCCUCAAAAGAUUCUGAGACAUAUCACCGGUGUGUUUGAGGCGCCUCAAAAGAUUCUGAGACAUAUCACCGGUGUGUUUGAGGCGCCUCAAAAGAUUCUGAGACAUAUCACCGGUGUGUUUGAGGCGCCUCAAAAGAUUCUGAGACAUAUCACCGAGGUGGAGCAGGGAAGAGCAAGGCUGUGCACUCCCAUGCUCCACCGUCCGCUCCACACUCUCCUCUCCCUUCCACGCUCUUCUCUCCUUUCUACACGUCCCACACCUUCCACCCCUCCUCUCUCCCAGUCCUCCACACUCUCCACUCCCUUACCGUCCACUCCCCUCCCUUACAUGCUCCACCAAACCCUGCAACGCCUAUGCCUUCUCUCCUCCCGCCACCCUAACCACUCACCAGCUGCUCUCUCCUUUCCUGCCGUCCCCACUCACCAGCUGCUCUCUCCUUUCCUGCCGUCCCCACACCCUCCCCACUUGGCUCUUGCCUCCCCAUGCCCAAUUCACUCACCUCACCACCUGCUUUCUCCACCCCUCACCCUCCCCACUCACCAGCUGCCAUGCGGAGUGGUGAAUGUUGCUGCCAUCAUUGAUGACAUCAGCAUCAUGGGUGCAGGCCUUGUGGCGUCUGUCCAUGUUCGGCAAUGA